AUGUCUGGUUAUGCGUCUUCAGGAACUGGUGAUGGCGGCUUCGCCAUCACGCCCCGAAUGCUUCAUUUAAUCUCGAAGCCUGGGAAGCUCAGAUCCGACGAAGGGGGACAGGAACUUAUGGACCUAUACUCUGAAAAAUUUGGGGGCUUCUCCAUGGCCAGGCUUAAUCCUUUUGCCCGGGAUUGCUUCACAGGAAGCCUUCAAGCUGUUAUAAGUGCCGUGUCAUCUGGAGAUCACCCGCCCCUGAACGGGAUCGAAACCCCGUUCAAAUUUGGUUAUGCUACACUUGUCAUCGUCGGAGCACAACGGUUGCAAUCCGCACCCCCCGGCUCCGGGCUUCAUGCGGAGACGCUCAAGUUUCUCUUAUCCAGGGGUUGUCCUCCCGAUGUCCCAGAUAUCUGCCAGUACACCGCUCUUCAUCAUGUGACGAUGAAUCUCAGCCGUCCGGACAUUGCCCGAAUUUUGUUGGAGAAUGGAGCUCGAGUCAACUAUGUGAACAUCUAUGGCAGUCCGCCUAUCAUGGGAGCCCUCAUGGCAGGACAGACGGAAGCAGUGGAAGUGCUGAUGGAAUUCGGUGCCGACAUGACUAUACCAGACGCAGACGGCAUGAAGCCUGAACAGCUUUUCAUUUCUUGUGGUCCGGAGGUUACGGCCACCGUUACUAAGUGGCUUAGGCGAAGAACAGGAGACCAUUGGAAGACGCACAAGACUACUUGCAAGCCCUUCACGCUUGUGAACACCGUGACUUUGAAACCUACCUACGGCGGUUAUGGAAAUCUUAUGCCCACCGCAGCGGUGACUCGUAGCUUGCUGGGAUAUCCUACCGAGACGCCUUCCGCGAAGCAACAGCGUUUCUCUCAGCAACCGACGAGCUAUCCUAAAAAGGCUGUCAUUAAAGUCCAGGUUCCUUAUGGUCCCGCUGGUCCACCUGCAGUUGCCCUGUUACAAUCGCUUCUCAUAUACAACAAAAAGCGCGACUUUUCCUGUCAAGUUCUGCGGACGGGAAAUGAAGCUGCGUACGAUCGCAUCGAACAAGUCAUCAGGAGCAAAGGGGUUCUUGGCUCCAAGGGGUACUUUGUCGCUGAGCUGAAAAGCGCAGACGAGUUAGUCGUCAAAGUGAACGAGCUGUUGGCUGAGCAGCCAUUCUAA
Messenger RNA from Heterobasidion irregulare TC 32-1, 1149 nucleotides. RefSeq lists its product as uncharacterized. Gene Ontology annotation, molecular function: protein binding. The record is from RefSeq and is a predicted model, not a curated record. The transcript is spliced from 4 exons. Bases 1 to 1149 code for a protein of 382 amino acids. Lineage: Eukaryota; Fungi; Basidiomycota; Agaricomycetes; Russulales; Bondarzewiaceae.